Messenger RNA from Anolis sagrei ordinatus, 811 nucleotides. Lineage: Eukaryota; Metazoa; Chordata; Lepidosauria; Squamata; Anolidae. The record is from RefSeq and is a predicted model, not a curated record.
CCCAAAGAGACGCACCUGGAGAUGAUGGAGAAGGCCUGUAUUUUGCUGCUUUUCCUGGGGGUGGCCACGGCAGCCCCCACGGUGCGCAGCCCCAUCUCCUAUGACCAGGCGGUGGCCUCCGCCGUGGACACCUACAACCGGGAGCAGAAGCCAGAGUUUCUCUUCCAACUCCUGGAAUCCGAGCCCCAGCCGGACUGGAAAACCACCGGGGAGGUCACCCAGCCAUUGAAAUUCUCCAUCAAAGAGACUGAAUGCCGCUCCACAGACAAGAUGAACGGCACCAACUGCAACUUCAAAGAGAACGGGGUGGACAAGGACUGCUCCGGCUUCUACUCAACCCAGCAAAACCCACCGGCCAUCAUCGUCCAGUGCGAGGACGUGGAGCAAGAGCUGGGCCGCAUCACUCGGGGCCGAUGGGGAAGGUUCUGGAGGGGAGCGAAGCGUUUCGUGAAGAAGCACGGCGUGAGCAUCGCCUUGGCGGGACUGCGGUUUGUGGGCUGAGAGGAUCCUGGACCGGACGAAUGCUGACGUGAUUGCCAACCCCCUUUGCUCUUCGCUCACGGCUAAGGUCAAUGCAAGCUCAGAUUUGGAAAUGCAGCUUUCCCCUUCUCCUGCGAUUCCUCUUUCAUUUCUUGUCUCGAUAUAUGUGACAAAAGGCUUAGGCGUGUUAAUAAACUUCCCUGUCUUCCACCAUGAAUCUGUCCAAGGCUGAUCCUCUUCAUUUAAAGGUUUUGUUGUCAAGAGUCUCCAAACAAAAUGCAAAAUCCUUAAAAAGAUUACACUAUGUUUUGGGUACUAACUACUACCUGGU